AUGGAGGGAGAUAGGUCCCAGAAGGCGACCCUCGAGACCCUUGUGGCGCGUUUUGUCGAGCAGAAGCUCCCUCGCCCCGGAGAAGCUUUCACAAAGAAGCGUCACAACGAGCUCAUCAAACAGCUCGACGCCAUUGUCACGAUCUCCAGGAGCGUUGGGGAAGGCCUUGUCAAGGUAGUUGUAGCCCACAACAAAUUCCACCGGAAUCUUCGCAAAGAGUACGUCUUUGUGAGCGCAGACCGCUCCACCGGACCCUUCGUUCUCAAGCGCAAACGAGCAAUCACAGACUCGUUGCCUCCCACGCACGAGUACCACAUCACCCUAGAGCAGAGCCAAGAGCACAAUUGUUGGCUGGACAGCAUCCAUGAAGCGGCAAUUUGA
Molecule: messenger RNA, 381 nt
Organism: Pseudozyma hubeiensis SY62
Lineage: Eukaryota; Fungi; Basidiomycota; Ustilaginomycetes; Ustilaginales; Ustilaginaceae
Exons: 1
Coding region: 1-381 (126 amino acids)
Source: RefSeq, a predicted model, not a curated record